UUGGCGCCGUCUGGGGAGCACGGUACUGCGGGUGGCGCGCAGCGCAUGGUGGCGGCUCCUCUCGGAGCGCAGCCGACCCGCUGAUCCGGGCUCCGUUUCCCCUGCCCAGCGCGCCCCGGCGGCCGGCUGGUGGCCGAAACAGCAGCAGCAUUAACAGCAGCAGCGGCCGCGGCUGCUCCGCCGCCGCCGUCUCCGCGGGAGCAUGGAGUGCGCCCUGGACGCCCAGAGCCUGAUCAGCAUCUCCCUGCGCAAGAUCCACAGCUCCCGGACCCAGCGCGGCGGCAUCAAGCUGCACAAGAACCUCCUGGUAUCCUACGUGCUCCGCAACGCACGCCAGCUCUACCUGAGCGAGCGCUACGCUGAGCUCUACAGGCGCCAGCAGCAGCAACAGCAGCAGCCGCCCCACCAACAGCACCAACACCAGCACCUCGCGUACGCGGCGCCGGGCAUGCCGGCCAGCGCGGCCGACUUCGGCCCGCUCCAACUUGGUGGCUGCGGAGAAGCGGAGGCGCGCGAGCCGGCCGCGCGGCACCAGCUGCACCAGCUUCACCAGCUCCACCAGCUGCACCUCCAGCAGCAGCUGCACCAGCACCAGCACCCGGCGCCCAGGAGCUGCGCGGCGGCGACGGCCGGGGCGCCAGCGGGCGGCACGGGGGCGCUCUCGGAGCUGCCCGGGUGCGCCGCGCUCCAGCCGCCGCACGGCGCGCCCCACCGCGGGCAGCCCUUGGAGCCGCUGCAGCCUGGUCCUGCGCCGCUGCCGCCGCCCGCGCCAGCCGCGCUCUGCCCGCGGGACCCUCGCGCCUCGGCUGCCUGCUCCGCGCCCUCCGUGCCCCCAGGGGCCGCCCCUCAGGCCGCUGCCGCCGCCUCACCUCCCGCCUCCCCGGCCCCCGCCUCCUCCCCCGGCUUCUACCGGGGCGCGUACCCGGCCCCCUCGGACUUCGGCGUGCACUGCAGCAGCCAGACCACCGUGCUGGAUCUGGACACUCACGUGGUGACCACGGUGGAGAACGGCUACUUGCAUCAGGACUGCUGCGCCUCCGCCCACUGCCCCUGCUGUGGCCAGGGCGCCCCGGGACCGGGCCUGGCGUCCGCCGCCGGCUGCAAGCGCAAGUAUUACCCUGGCCAAGAGGAGGAGGACGACGACGAAGAGGACGCGGGCGACCUGGGAGCCGAGCCCCCCGGGGGUGCCCCGUUCGCUCCCUGCAAGCGCGCCCGCUUCGAGGACUUCUGCCCGGACUCGUCCCCAGACGCGUCCAACAUCUCAAACUUGAUCUCCAUCUUUGGCUCAGGCUUCUCGGGGCUGGUGAGCCGACAGCCGGACUCCUCGGAGCAGCCGCCGCCGCUCAACGGGCAGCUGUGCGCCAAGCAGGCGCUCGCCAGCCUCGGCGCCUGGACUCGAGCCAUUGUCGCCUUCUAGGGACCCCCGAGGGCACGGGGACCCGCGGGGCUGGGGCCAGACAAAGACUCGGCCAAGGGGCAAGAGGAGGGAAGGAACGGACGCCCGGCCACUCGGGGCUGAGCUGGGGGCGAGCAGGGGAAGGCGGCUAAUGUUUUA
Pteronotus mesoamericanus is the source of this 1555-nucleotide messenger RNA. RefSeq names its product immediate early response 5 like (gene IER5L). The transcript has a single exon. The record is from RefSeq and is a predicted model, not a curated record. The coding region runs from base 203 to 1417 and encodes 404 amino acids. Lineage: Eukaryota; Metazoa; Chordata; Mammalia; Chiroptera; Mormoopidae.